CUUCCCCGACCCAGCCUCCUCCCGAAUCGCAGAACUGACUUCAGAGUGCAACCCGAUGCAGCUGAAGCGAUGGCUGUCCGUGGCCCUGGUGGCCGGCCUCCUGCACGCGGCCUCCCCGAUCCUCCUGCUCUCCUCCUCGGCGGCCGCGGCCACCACCACGGCCCUCACCCUCGGCGUCAGCGUCUCUAACCCGGCGCUGGCGGUGGUCGGGGGCGCCGCGGUCCUGCUGGGCGCCGCGGGUCUGGUCGCGGCCAAGGCUGCGGCCGCCGCCCGCCGCGGCAGGAGGAGCGCCCCCGCCCUCGCUGACGACGGAUACUCACACAACGCCGUCGACGUCCUCUUCGCCGCCGCCGGAUCGCUCGACCACCGCUCCAACUGCGGCCUCCGCCUCGUCUGCGAGCUGUCGGCCACGCCCUCGGACCAGCUGGCCGAGGACGAGGCGCUGAUCAUGGCCCUGUUCGGGAGCCCCGACGUCGCCUCCCACGACCACGUCUCCAGCCCCGCCUCGCCCUUCCAGCUGGCCGCCUUCCUCGGCCGCGCCUCCAAGUCCGCCUCCGUCUGUGCCCACACCUACGCUAAGUGCCAGUACGACGCCGCCCACACCAUGGACAUCCUCCGCCGCAACGCCCACGGCCAGCUCUAGCGCCGGGCCUCGUCGACUUCAUUCCCUCGCCCGGGCCUCGUGUCCGCGAAAACCCUCGCUUCAUAUUUUCACAAAAAACAUAAAAUCUAAACCAUCAUAACAGUCCCAAAAAUCAUAAAGAGCCACGCGUGGAGGAGACUUCGGGAAGCGUUUUAGUUUUCCGUUUCCUCAGGCAGCCGAAGGAGGAAAGGCCUUGUGGGCCAUUCUAUUUUUGUACUUGCGAAAUAAACCUUUUAUAUGAAA
Messenger RNA from Penaeus monodon (black tiger shrimp), 886 nucleotides. RefSeq lists its product as uncharacterized. Bases 56 to 643 code for a protein of 195 amino acids. The transcript is spliced from 2 exons. The record is from RefSeq and is a predicted model, not a curated record. NCBI's taxonomy places the organism in Eukaryota, Metazoa, Arthropoda, Malacostraca, Decapoda, Penaeidae.